CUUCUAAAAAAGCAUAACUGCAUAACAAAACAUUCCAGUUUCACCACGUCAAGCGUAAUUUUUUUAUCAGCUGGCUUGUCGUAGGUUUUUCUUUCUUCCAGAUUUGAAUAAACCAAAGAUUAGUGCACUAUUCAUACGGAUAUGUACGUUAGAGAUUGUUAAUUGGUAACAAAUCAAUAUGUGUUGCGUAUUCGAUGAUCCAUCACCAAACUUGAUCGGAAUUCGGAAACGAUCGCAAUCAGGUGGUGAAAGAACGGGAUCAAAAAAAUGGCGCAACCGAAUGAGUGGCUUUCAUUAUUUCGUCAUCUUCGUCAGUGGGUCGUUGGUUUCGGGAAUGAUGUUUGCGCUAUUGAACUAUAACCCCAAUUAUCGGUCAUUGCCCGCCCGAGCCGCACCGCAUCAUCUUCCAGAUGGUAGGUUUCUUCAGAUUGCCGAUGAGGCUAAGGUUUUGGAGCCAUACCUGUCAGCGGUUAAGUUACCCGGAGGAUUCGAUAGUACUAGUGGCGGAAAGUAUAACAGAAAUGAGCAGCAUGAUACAAACGAACAGGAAGCGCUUAGUUCGUUGAAAAUGGCAACGGAAAUGAAGUUGGUGGGGAAGGACGAUAAGGCACUUCGACUAUUCCAGCAUGCACUGGCAUUGUCGCCCAAGCAUCCGGAGGUGCUAACAAAGUAUGGCGAGUUUUUGGAACACAACCAGCAGGACGUACUAACCGCUGAUCAUUACUAUUACCAAGCUUUGACGGUAAAUCCUUCCUAUUCGGAGGCGUUAGUGAAUCGCCAAAGGACUGCUCGCAUAGUCGAACAUUUGGAUCAGAAACGUUUCGAACGGUUAGAUGAAAAGCGGGAUGCACUUUCCUCCGUGCACGCUAUGAAUGCCGCACUAAAGCGAGCGGAAAAGGAAGCUUAUAUCCAGCAUAUCUACCAUUCGGUGGGGAUUGAAGGGAACACGAUGAGUUUGGCUCAAACCCGGUCAAUUCUGGAGACAAAAAUGGCAGUAGACGGGAAGAGCAUCGAUGAGCACAAUGAGAUUCUUGGGCUGGAUGCUGCGAUGAAGUACAUCAAUGCAACCCUGGUUAACAAAAACGAUUUUAUAACUAUGAAGGACAUAUUGGAGAUCCACCGAAGAGUUUUGGGCCACGUCGAUCCAAUCGAGGGAGGCGAAUUUCGGCGUACCCAGGUUUACGUCGGAGGUCACGUUCCACCUGGUCCGGGUGAUCUGUCGAUUCUGAUGAACCGUUUCGAAAACUGGCUCAAUUCGGAACAAUCUUUUCUGCUUCAUCCGGUAAAGUAUGCUGCUAUGGCUCACUACAAACUGGUUCACAUUCACCCGUUCAGUGACGGAAACGGCAGAACGUCCCGGUUGCUGAUGAACACACUGCUGAUGCGUGCCGGUUAUCCACCGGUGAUCAUCCAGAAGCAACACCGACACAAGUACUAUGACCAUCUACAGAUUGCUAACGAUGGUGACAUUCGACCGUUCGUGCGGUUUAUCGCGGACUGCACCGAACGGACGCUGGAUCUUUAUCUCUGGGCUACCAGCGAUCUGUCCAAUCCGAUUCCGCUGCUGGCGCAGGAGAGUAUGGCGCAAGGUGUGCCUCUGAUCAAUGGUUUCGAAGAAACGAGUACUACGGAAGGUAGUGGCGCCGGGGAUACCAUACGGAUAGGAAUCAUUUGAUGUUUGCUUGCAUCGGUGCUCAUCAUCGCGCUAGUGAUACUGCUGCUACAUCAGAGGCCUCGUCCGAUGGUGAUGCUGGUCGUAGUCUAAGAUCGAAUGUUCCUUUCACAGAAGGUUAUGCCAAAGCCGCGAACGUCGAGGUGAGUAGUAGCUAGAGAGUGUUGGGUUUUGUUUGUUAUAACUUUUAGCUUUUAACUUGAGUCCUUUGUGGCAGAAAAUCUUUUAUGAAUUGUUGUUUAUGUUUAGAUUAUUAACAUGUAUGAAAAAUAUAAUACUAGUGUAUUUUGCAGAAAAAAAUGAAAGGUUUAUCGAUAAAAAGUGUAUGUGUGGCAAGAUUUGUAACUGUAAAUAAAAUAUGAGAUCAUUGAAUAUGCUGUUCGAGUGAGAGGCGAGAUUGAGUUGUAAAUAACAUUUCUCUUAGCUAGAUAUUUCUCCUAAGUGCCAGAAAGAUUGUCUACAAAAAAUCGAAUAAACAAUUAUCAGUUUAUUCUAAAUAUUUCUGCAACUGAUUGGAAAUUCUGCACAAACGCUAUUUCACUAAAAGUUGUUCUGAUGACCAAUACGGUUGAUAUAUUUAGUUGUACAGGAUAGUGUUCCACUAUUUUUAUCUCACCUGAAGUACUUUGUGCUCUAGUAAUAAUGUGCUUUUGAUCGAAGCGGAAAAGAUAAUGGAGACGCCUAGUUUGUAUCAACGACAUGGAUUUUAUUAGGUUCAUCACUUGCUGAAGUUAUCGCUCCUAUUAUUGAAAAAUCUUCCGCAAUUUUUGAUUCUAGAAACAUUUCAGCUUCAUUAUUAUUUUCUAUUUUUCGGGGUUUUCAAUCUUUGGUUUUAAAAAAUUUAACGGUGAUAUAUAUGUUUGAAUUCCAGAUUAGUGAACGAUUUCUUAUAAUCACAACUCUCUGCAUGUGUCUACCAGGAGUUUACUUGUGUUAAACAAUAAACUUUGUAUAAUAAUGUAUAUGUUGUAAAUUGUUACUAAACUAAUGCGAGAAAUGCGCACAGAAUUUAUAAAAUAAAGAUUUGUACCGACUAGGUUAAUUUAUAUUUUUUUGCUUAUCAGGUUAGCAUACAGGGUAAGUCCACUUAUUUAAUUGCUAUAUAACAGGAUUGAUAAUUUAUGAUUUGGAUUCUAUCUGUGAUUUUAAAAUAGUUUUAUAAAUUAUGAAAAACAAGUUGCAUGCAAGAACAAAAAUG
Molecule: messenger RNA, 2870 nt
Organism: Topomyia yanbarensis
Lineage: Eukaryota; Metazoa; Arthropoda; Insecta; Diptera; Culicidae
Gene: Fic
Product: protein adenylyltransferase Fic
Exons: 3
Coding region: 179-1675 (498 amino acids)
Molecular function (GO): protein binding
Source: RefSeq, a predicted model, not a curated record